This is a messenger RNA of Caenorhabditis elegans, 5168 nucleotides long. RefSeq names its product Histone-lysine N-methyltransferase set-2 (gene set-2). The record is from RefSeq and is marked reviewed. Gene Ontology annotation, molecular function: histone H3K4 trimethyltransferase activity; nucleic acid binding; histone H3K4 methyltransferase activity. Lineage: Eukaryota; Metazoa; Nematoda; Chromadorea; Rhabditida; Rhabditidae. Gene Ontology annotation, biological process: chromatin remodeling. Gene Ontology annotation, cellular component: nucleus; Set1C/COMPASS complex. Bases 74 to 4597 code for a protein of 1507 amino acids. The transcript is spliced from 16 exons.
AUUUCUACUGUGCAUCGGAUGAAAAUUGCACAGUAGUUUGCAAUCUUCUGCAUCAAUAAAUAAUUGAUGGGAAAUGUCCACACAUGAUAUGAACCAUCAUCCUCCGCGGAAAUCGCAUUCAAAGCGAGAUAAGCCCAGUUCAAGCAACAGCGGCCCAAAAAUUGAAAAUCAUAAGUGCAAAUGGGCUUGGCAGAAGGUUUUCGAAACAGGAAAGUCGUUUUUGCGGCGUGAUGGUUUUCCACAGGAUUGCAAAUCGAAAGAGGAUUUUGAGCGAAUAAAACGCACUGGCGUGAGAAAAACAAGUGAGAAUAUGCUUGAAGAUCCUAGAAAGAAUUUUGAAAGUCUUCAACAAUCAUCGGUAUAUCAAACCAACUCCUUCCGGAAUCCACGAUACUUAUGUCGAGCCCAUCUUCGCGUAGAUUCGUAUUAUUGUACAAUUCCACCAAAACGAGAAGUUUCUUUGUUUAAUAUGGACGACAAUUGUACAGAAGUUUUGCUCCGGGAUUUUGCAAAGGAUUGUGGAAAGGUUGAGAAAGCUUACGUGUGUAUUCAUCCCGAAACAAAGCGGCAUAUGAAAAUGGCAUAUGUUAAGUUUGCGACCGUCAAGGAGGCUCACAAUUUUUACAGCAUGUAUCAUGCUCAAAAUUUACUUGCCACAAAAUGUACACCUCGUAUUGAUCCUUUCCUGUCAAUUCUCAAUGAAGAAUACGAAGUUGCAACUAAUGGACAAGUCCUCCCAAUUCUUCCUGACGAUCUUGCCUCAAUCGAUCCGAGUGUUCUUCGAGAUCUUCGAGCCAAUUUCCUGCGAGAUCAGAAUGAGAAAUAUGAGCUAGCUAUGAGAAAUACGUAUGAAGAUGAAGGAGGAAUGUUAUCUGGUGUUAUAAUGGAUACUUCUGAUCAUUAUGAGCGUGAUUAUACAAUGGAUCAUGAUGUUGGACCUUCUUCAAUGAAAAUGUCUCCUAUACCACCACCUCCGAUCAAAGAAGAAUCACCUCCACCACCGCCACCUCCUCCAGUGGCUUCCGUUUCGAAUCUUGCUCCAGUUCCAUCAGUACAGCUUCCGUAUUACAACAACAUUCAGCCAAGUUCAAGUACUAUGCACAUGCCAGAGUUUCGACCAACUGAACCUCCACCAUCGUAUUCCCGUGAGGAUCCUUACCGAAGCACAAGUCGAAGCUCGCUUUCUCGCCACAGAAAUAGAUCGAGAAGUCCAUCCGAUGGUAUGGAUCGUUCUGGACGUAGUUCCAGCCGACGGACUCAUCGAAGGCCUGAAUCAAGAAAUGGAUCGAAAAAUGCAAAUGGGGACGUUGUGAAGUACGAAACUUAUAAGAUGGAAAAACGGAAAAUUAAGUACGAGGGAGGAAAUAAGAAAUAUGAGCAAGUUCAUAUAAAGGAACGGACUGCUGUGAUACGAGGAAAAAAUCAGUUGGAGAAUGUUUCUUCCGAAUCUGCAUCGGGAAGCUCUUCUGUCGAUACUUAUCCAGAUUUUUCAGAUGAAGAAAGAAAGAAGAAGAAACGUCCAAAAUCUCCUAAUCGAUCGAAAAAAGAUUCCCGAGCUUUUGGAUGGGAUUCAACGGACGAAUCUGACGAGGAUACUCGAAGACGACGAUCCGGAAGAUCUCAGAAUCGAAGCUCGGAACGAAAAUUUCAAACUACUUCCUCCUCCUCAACACGGCGUGAACUUUCAAGCACUCACACAAAUAGUGUCCCAAAUUUGAAAUCUCAUGAAACUCCGCCGCCACCACCACCAAAAGGUCAUCCAUCAGUGCAUCUUCAAACACCAUAUCAACACGUACAACCGCAAAUGAUCCCUGCUACUUAUUAUAAUUUGCCCCCACAGCAUAUGGCUCCACCACCGAUAACCACGAGUUUACCACCGUUUUGCGAUUUUUCUCAACCACCACCAGGAUUUACCCCCACUUUCAAGCCCAUCACAAAUGCUCCUUUGCCAACUCCCUAUCAAGCAUCCAACAUUCCACAGCCGGGAUUGGUUCAAAUAGCAGCACUAUCAGCAGCUCCAGAACCUUUCAGUUCAAUACCAGGACCACCACCAGGGCCUGCGCCUAUUCAAGAAGAUGUUGGUAGAGCAGAGUCUCCUGAGAAACCGUCUCUUUCUGAGAGAUUUUCUGGGAUUUUUGGACCAACCCAACGCGAAGAACCUGCACAAGUCGAAGUUGAAUAUGACUAUCCCCUCAAACACUCGGAAUCUCAUGAUGAUCGUCAUUCGUUAGAAGAUAUGGAUGUCGAGGUUUCCAGUGAUGGAGAAACUGUAUCCAAUGUUGAGAAAAUCGAGUGUAUGGAGGAAAAGAAACGACAGGAUCUCGAACGUAUUGCAAUUGCUCGAACACCGAUUGUGAAAAAGUGCAAGAAGAGAAUGAUGGAUGAGCUCAGCAGAAAAGUGGCUGAAGAUAUUCGCCAGCAAAUUAUGCGACAGUGCUUUGCUGCAUUGGACGAAAAACUUCAUUUGAAAGCUAUUGCUGACGAAGAAAAACGGAAAAAGGAACGAGAGGAGAAAGCAAGGCAAGAAGCUGAAAAACCGAGCAAUCAUUUGAUUGCUGAUAUGAUGACUCUCUACAACAAUCAAUCGUUUGCCAGCUCGUCACGUGGAUUCUACAGAAAACAAAAGCCGAUUCCAAAAAGCCAUCCCAAACACCAAGAGCACCAUCAUCAUGCGAAGGCAUCAGUUUCGACCCCAGUCCAUUCGUCAAGCACGUCAAGGAAUUCAUCCGUAGCUCCAACACCUCAACGUACAGUUUCCACGUCGUCAUCGUCUUCAUCGGCCGCAACAUCAGCUCGAGUAUCAGAAGAUGAAUCGGAUUCCGACAGCACGCCGGGUGAAGUUCAAAGACGCAAAACAUCAGUUUUGAGCAAUGACAAGCGACGAAGACGUGCUUCGUUUAGUUCAACAAGUAUUCAAAGUAGUCCAGAAAGGCAAAGAGAUGUCUCAUCGAGCUCUCGAACUUCUUCAUCUUCGUCUACAAGCUCAAUGAAGCAGGAAGAAACUGCUGAUGAAAAGUCACGAAAACGCAAGUUGAUUAUGUCAAGCGAUGAGUCGUCUACAACAGGAUCAACUGCAACAUCAGUUGUGUCAAGUAGGCAAAGUAGUUUGGAGCCUCAACAAGAGAAGACGGACGGAGAACCACCGAAAAAGAAAUCACAGACAGAUUUUAUUUCUGAACGAGUUUCGAAGAUUGAAGGUGAAGAGAGACCACUACCAGAGCCAGUGGAAACUUCUGGUCCAAUAAUCGGUGAUUCUUCGUAUCUACCAUAUAAAAUAGUACAUUGGGAGAAAGCAGGUAUAAUUGAAAUGAAUCUUCCGGCAAACUCCAUACGAGCCCACGAGUAUCAUCCUUUCACAACGGAACACUGCUAUUUCGGAAUAGACGAUCCAAGGCAACCGAAAAUUCAAAUAUUUGAUCAUUCACCGUGCAAAUCGGAGCCAGGAAGUGAACCUCUAAAAAUAACACCAGCUCCAUGGGGACCUAUAGACAAUGUUGCGGAAACCGGACCCUUGAUUUACAUGGAUGUUGUUACUGCACCCAAAACAGUCCAGAAGAAGCAGAAACCGAGAAAACAAGUUUUUGAAAAGGAUCCCUACGAGUAUUAUGAACCACCACCAACCAAGCGCCCAGCUCCUCCGCCACGCUUUAAGAAAACAUUCAAACCACGAUCUGAAGAGGAAAAGAAGAAAAUCAUCGGAGACUGCGAAGAUCUGCCCGAUUUGGAAGAUCAAUGGUAUUUGAGGGCAGCACUUAAUGAAAUGCAAAGUGAAGUUAAAAGUGCUGAUGAAUUGCCCUGGAAGAAAAUGUUAACCUUCAAAGAAAUGUUGAGAUCAGAAGAUCCUCUGUUAAGACUCAACCCGAUUCGUUCGAAAAAAGGACUGCCAGAUGCUUUCUACGAGGAUGAAGAACUCGAUGGAGUAAUUCCGGUAGCUGCUGGAUGCUCUCGUGCUCGACCAUACGAGAAGAUGACAAUGAAGCAGAAAAGGAGUCUUGUGAGACGUCCUGAUAAUGAAUCGCAUCCGACUGCAAUCUUCAGUGAAAGAGAUGAAACCGCGAUUCGGCAUCAGCAUCUGGCCAGUAAAGAUAUGAGAUUGCUCCAACGUCGAUUGCUUACGUCACUUGGUGAUGCUAACAAUGAUUUCUUCAAGAUAAAUCAGCUCAAAUUCCGCAAAAAGAUGAUCAAGUUUGCACGUUCUCGUAUUCACGGAUGGGGUCUCUACGCGAUGGAGUCGAUUGCACCAGAUGAGAUGAUUGUGGAGUAUAUAGGACAGACGAUCCGAUCUCUGGUGGCCGAAGAACGAGAAAAGGCUUAUGAACGUCGUGGAAUCGGAAGUUCAUAUCUGUUCCGAAUUGAUCUGCAUCAUGUGAUCGAUGCAACAAAGCGUGGAAAUUUUGCUCGAUUUAUUAAUCACUCGUGCCAACCUAAUUGCUACGCGAAGGUUCUUACAAUCGAAGGCGAGAAGCGGAUAGUCAUCUACAGCCGAACAAUUAUCAAGAAGGGUGAAGAAAUCACGUAUGACUACAAGUUCCCAAUUGAAGACGACAAAAUAGAUUGUCUGUGUGGUGCGAAGACGUGUCGUGGAUAUCUUAAUUGAUAUGAUUCGUCUAGUUUUUAAAAUUUAUAUUCCAUUCGAUCUCUUCUAGUUUUUUAAUAUUUUUUAUUUAUUUAAAUUUUCCUAUCCAAUUCCCAAUUCGCUGGUUCGAAGUUGGAAAUUGCUAUCUGAUAAGAAUAGGCCGGUUCCUACUUUUUUUUUAAAUAUUGAAAACUGUAUCAUUGUUAUUCAUUCUCCUUAUGGUGAGCUGAGAAAUCCUUGUAUUAUUAGUGGAAUUCGUUAUUGUUGAACAAUUGUUUGAGUGUAUGUUAUACGAUACAAGCUCCCCUUUUCAACUAGAUACUUCUACAUUUUAUCAAAUCUCUUGUUUCUCUAUAGGUUUACGAAUUGUUUUCUUGGAGGAUUUCCUCUACAGUCUCUUGUUUAUCUCUCUAUACUUGAACAUCUCUGAAAUCAUUCAUUUUCCCUUGAACUCUGAACAAUUGGUCUUUCCAAAACAACCUCCCAUUCAAGUCUUUAUUCAUUCGUGUUUAAAGUUAAUUUCAGCUAGUCUGAAUAGUUUUAUGUUUUAAAAAGUGUUUUAUUAUGUUCUUUAAAUGAAAUAAUUUUAAAA